AUGCGUUACGCAGCGGCCUACGUAUUAGCAAUUUUAGCUGGAAACACAACUCCUGAUGUUAAAUCAAUAUCAAAAAUAUUAGGAAGUGUUGGUAUCGAUUGUGAUGAAACAAAAGCUAAAAAAGUGAUUGAUGCAUGUAAAGGAAAAGAUGUAAAUCAGUUAAUUGAAGAAGGUACAAAGAAAUUAUCAACUAUGCCAAGUGGAGGUGGUGCAGCACCAGCUGCAGCUGCAGCAACAACCGCACCAAGUGCCGGCGCCGACAAGAAGAAAGAAGCGGAAAAAGCAGCACCUAAGAAAGAAGAAAAGAAAGAAGAAUCGGAUGAUGACGACAUUGGUGGUUUUGGUUUAUUUGAUUAA
This is a messenger RNA of Didymodactylos carnosus, 357 nucleotides long. The record is from the annotation of a GenBank genome assembly. Lineage: Eukaryota; Metazoa; Rotifera; Eurotatoria; Philodinida; Philodinidae.